Molecule: messenger RNA, 2198 nt
Organism: Mobula hypostoma (lesser devil ray)
Lineage: Eukaryota; Metazoa; Chordata; Chondrichthyes; Myliobatiformes; Myliobatidae
Gene: leo1
Product: LEO1 homolog, Paf1/RNA polymerase II complex component
Exons: 12
Coding region: 82-2061 (659 amino acids)
Biological process (GO): positive regulation of transcription elongation by RNA polymerase II; transcription elongation by RNA polymerase II
Cellular component (GO): nucleus; Cdc73/Paf1 complex
Molecular function (GO): RNA polymerase II C-terminal domain phosphoserine binding
Source: RefSeq, a predicted model, not a curated record
GCCGUAUUCGCGUUGCCCCGCGACGCUUGCCGUAAAGGUUUCCGUCGAGCGCGACGCGAUUUGUCUCUAUGACCCGGCAGCAUGGCGGACAUGGCGGAUCUAUUCGGCAGCGACGCGGACAGUGAGCCUGAGCAGAAAGAUUUUGAAUCCAGAUCUGGAUCAGGCUCAGACUCGGAGCAGGAACAAGCCGCCUCAGAAAGCAACCCUUCCAGGAGUGAAAGUGAAAUAGAAGAUGGGAAUGAGGAUGAAGAAGAGAGAGAGACGUCCAAGCCUAGCAAUAAAGAGCUGUUUGGAGAGGACAGUGAGGAUGAAACAGGAUCACGACAGAAUGGAAGUGAAGAUGCGUCUGAAAACCAGUCCAUUGCUUCAGCACAGUCUGACCAAGAAGAUGUUCAGCAUUCAGAAGCAGAGCAACAAACUGACUCUGAAGAGCAUCAGUUUGAAAAUGAAGAUGAUAACAAUGUUUCUGACGCUGAGAGUGCACACUCUGACGCUGAGAGUGCACACUCUGAAGCGGAGAGUGCGCAUUCGGAGGCUGGCAGUGCACAUUCAGAUGCCGGCAGUGCACAUUCAGAGGCCGGCAGCGCACAUUCAGAGGCCGGCAGCGUGCAUUCAGAACCCGGCAGCAUCCAAUCCCACUCUGAAGCUGGCAUUAUCCAUUCAGACGCUGGCAGUGUCCAUUCCCGAUCAGACGUUAUCAGUAACCAUUCGCACUCCGAUGCCGCCAGCAACCAAUCAGAUGCUGAGGAUUCUGAAAAAGAAGUGCACUCUGAGAAUGAAAAGUGGGAGAGGAGUGAUCAGUCGGACGAAGAGGAGAAAGCACAUCGUUCAGAAGAGGAGCAGCAACUUUCAGACGAAGAGCAAGAACGUAAAUCAGUUACAGGAUCUGCAAGAGGCAGCGAUAGUGAUGAAGAAGUAGUUAGACACAGGCCGAAGAAAACAAUUGCUUCAGAUUCUGACUCUGACAGCAAUGUGAAAGAUAAAGAUAAAAUAGAUGGAGAUGAUCUUUUUGGAGGUGCAGAUGAUAUUUCAUCUGACAGUGAAGGUGAGAAACCUCCCACUCCAGGCCAACCCGCAGAUGAAUAUGACAUGGAUCAGGAUCAUGCCGAAGAGGAACCAAUUCCAGAAACACGGAUAGAAGUAGAGAUUCCCAAAGUGAACACUGAUUUAGGAAAUGAUCUGUAUUUUGUUAAACUGCCUAACUUCCUCAGUGUGGAACCCAGACCAUUUGACCCUCAGUACUAUGAAGAUGAAUUUGAAGAUGAAGAGAUGUUGGAUGAAGAGGGUAGAACAAGGCUUAAGCUAAAGGUAGAAAACACAAUUCGCUGGCGAAUACGCAAGGAUGAAGAAGGAAAUGAUGUCCGUGAAAGUAAUGCUCGAAUAGUAAAAUGGUCAGAUGGAAGUAUGUCCUUGCAUCUGGGAAAUGAAGUUUUUGAUGUCUACAAGGCUCCACUUCAAGGGGACCAUAACCAUCUAUUUAUUAGACAGGGGACUGGUUUGCAAGGUCAAGCAGUCUUCAAAACCAAGCUUACAUUCAGGCCUCAUUCCACAGAUAGUGCUACCCACAGAAAGAUGACUCUGUCUCUGGCAGAUAGAUGUUCAAAGACCCAAAAGAUUCGAAUCCUUCCCAUAGCCGGCAGAGAUCCUGAAUCCCAGCGUUCUGAAAUGAUAAAGAAAGAGGAGGAACGUCUUAGGGCAUCUAUCAGAAGAGAAUCUCAGCAACGUAGAAUGAGGGAGAAGCAGAGUCAACGAGGCCUUAGCUCCUCCUAUCUGGAACCUGAUCGGUAUGAUGAGGAGGAAGAUGGUGAUGAAACCAUAAGCCUUGCAGCCAUCAAAAACAAGUACAAAGGAGGAAUUAGAGAGGAGCGCGCCCGUAUUUAUUCCUCAGACAGUGAUGAAGGGUCUGAUGAUGACAAAGCACAGAGGCUCUUGAAAGCCAAGAAGCUUGACAGUGAUGAGGAAACUGAAAAUUCUGGAAAGAGAAAAGCCGAAAAUGAUGACAAAGGUUCCAACAAACGAGCAAAGAAAUAUGUGAUUAGUGAUGAAGAGGAAGAUGAGUAAGAUUGCCUGAGUCAAAUGGCUUUUGUCAGCAGACAUUAACUUGUACAGUUAUUUUGUAAGUAGCUAUGUUGUCUGAUUUUUGAUUUUGGAUAAUUUUGGUAAUAAUUUGUAAUUUGUUGGUUCAUGUAUGUACCAAG